Dibothriocephalus latus is the source of this 402-nucleotide messenger RNA. The record is from the annotation of a GenBank genome assembly. Lineage: Eukaryota; Metazoa; Platyhelminthes; Cestoda; Diphyllobothriidea; Diphyllobothriidae.
AUGCGUUUAUUUUCUCAUUCUACCCCUCUAGGUCUAAUAGUGAUUCUGGGCGUCCCACUCGUGAUUAUCUACGUGUACAUUUUCAUGCCCAUCUCCCUCUUUCCAACACGACGUUCCCAAAACACGGAACCCAAAACGCCAAUAGACCCGGACAUUGGGCACACCGUAAACUGGGAUUUAGUCGCGGAGAAUGCUGCUCACAACUCGCGGAGCAAAAAUAACAGCAGCCACAGCAGCAGCAACGAAUUUAUUGAAACCCUUGCGAAGACCAAAGACGAGCCCCCGUCUCGGAGAGCUUCCGCCUCUAGUCAGUCCUCUGCCGAUGACAUUCAAGGCCAUCUCCUCCGCAGCGGUGCUAGUGCCAGCACGAAGCGUGCCCAGACGAAUGGAAAGUUGAGUUGA